AUGUCUCUCCGUUCAGGAUCUAACCAGAAAAGGCAAGCUGCUUAAGAAUAAUACAAUUAGGAGAGAGGGUUUGAAACUUUUCUUUAAGGAGCUAAUCAAUAAAGGUUAUAGCAAAAAAAAUAAAUAGAAAAAAAUGACCAAAGGGCUUUAAGCAAAGACAGAAAAAAAUGGCAAGAUUUAUAGGAUUAGGCAGCUAGUAAGCAAAAUUAACAGCAACAAUAGCAAUAGUAGUAAAUUAAGGGCGAUGCUCAAAGAUAAAAAUGGAAUAAAAUACCUCCAUCUAAAGAGGAAUACAUGAAAGAGGCAAAAGUAAAGCAUUAAUAGUAGUUUGAUAAAAACGAUGGGGAGUAAAUAAUGAAUUAUCUUUAAACAAUGGAUAAAGCAGAAUUAGAGAUGUUAAGAUAAAGUUUAGUGGUGCAAAAUAACAAAAAUUAAAAAAAAGGAGAUUAACACUCUUCACCUAAUAAAGCUAUGAUGGUAGAAGAAGAUGAAAUUUUAAAGCAAUAUUAAUAUAGCUAAGAUGAUGAGUAAGAAUAUGAAGAUUUAGAUAAAUAUAAAGAAGAAGGAUAUGAUAAUAUUGAAGAAGAAAUUGAAGAAAAUACAGGAGAAAACUAAAGCGAAUUAUAUUAACCUAAUUUUAAUGAAAGAUCAUAUCACACAUAAUACUAAAAUAAUAAAAAGUAAAUAAGUCAAAAAGCUAGACCAAUAUCAGCAAUAUAAGCAAGUAGUAAUACAUAUAAUUCUUAACCAAAUCAAAAUUUAAAAAAUUAUGAAUCUCAUCGUAAUUUUGUUACUAGAGAUUCAAGAAAUCAGUCAGAUGAAAAGGCAAAUUAGAGAGAAAUAGUUUACAAUGAAGAAACAAAAUAAUUAAAUAGUAAUCCAUUUAGUAUGAAAUCAGAUGGUAGGAGAUUAUCUGAAAAUUUUUAAAAUCAAAAUAAAAAAUAAACAGAAGAUUUUUAAGAUUAAAAUGAGCCAGUCUACACAAACAUAGUAUAUUAGCAAUAAAGAAAAAAAGAAGCUUAGACAGUUAAAAAUUAAGAUAGAGAUAAAGAUUUAGAAGAUAUUGUUAUGAAGCUUUCAAAAAUGAACUAAGGUACAAGACAGGAGUUAGUAACUUUGAUUGAUAAAAUAGGUAAUGGUGAAUUAGAUGUAAGUGCAAUCAAAAGUCUGUUGUUUAUGUAAAAUAAUAAUUCUAACUAAUCUAUCAACACAAACAAGAGCUAAUCCGUUAAGGAUCAAAGUUAGCAUGGCAGAGUUUAGUCUUAAAAUUAUUAAUCAUCAACUGAUUAAAAGGAAAAGCCUCCUUAAUAAAAACCAGUAUAAAAUAAAUUUAAAAAUUAUCAAGACGAUAUAAGUGUUAAGAGGGAUUUAUUUGGUGAGGAAGAAGCUAAGCCAGAAACUAUUAAAUUUUCUAGAGAUCAAUUUAGCAUUUCACUUGCCAAAGGACUCCUUCAAAAUACAUAAGAAUUAGAAAAGACGCUUAAUUUAGGCAAUGAUGAUUCUAAUAAAUAAAUUUAAAAAGUUUCAUUCACAGAUCAAUAAAGUAAUUAGCAAGUAAAGUUAAAGCCUUAGAAAGUUAUUGAAAAACUUGAAGAGACUUAAAACUCAGUAAGAGCUUAAAAAUAGAAAAACUAAGUAUCAUAUUAAAAUCAAGACGAUAAUAGCCGUUAUUAAUAGAAUGAAUAAGAUUAUAGCUAUAAAACAAAUUAAAACGAUAUUGGAAAAUAGCAAAAAUCAGAAAUCAAGAUUAAAGAACCUAAUUUAAGCGAAGAUGAGUACUUUGAUGAAGAUGAUUUAGAUGAUGUACCUAUUAAUUAGAAUUUUUACAAUAAAUUAAACAAAAAUAAGCUUAAAGAUACUCUCUAAUUAAAGAAUUAAAAGGAGUAGAUAAUUCAGUUAAGUGAUCAAAAAAAACCUAAUGAGGAAUUAAAUAGCGAAAGGUCAUUAAAGAAAUAGGAAUCAAAAUAAUCUUAAGAUAAUAAAACUUACAAUUUAUCUAAAAAUAGGGAUAAAAUUUAAUAAAUUUAACUAAAAGAUAUUAAAGAAUAAAAGGGAGAAGUUUUUAUUAUCAUAAGAGUAAUAUCUACUUGGGGAUCUGCUCAUUUGGUAGGUUUAACUGAAAUAAAAGUUUAUGACGAAGAGGGUUGCAAUAUAAAGAUAAAGCCAGAGGAUUUAAUGAUAGAAGGAGGUCUUUAAACUAGUUCAAGAAAUAUUUAUAGAAUAUGUGAUGGCGUUUAUGAUACAAUUGAUUCUGAACAUAUGUGGCUGGGUACUAUGCCUGACCCUCCUAAAUGCAUGGAAAUAGGAAUUAAAUUCAAGAGCAGUAAAGGCAUAGGUGCACUUAGAGUCUGGAAUUACAAUAAAAGUUUGAUAGAUAGUGUUAAAGGUAUUAAGGAAAUUGAGAUUACGAGAAAUAAUAAUUUAAUCUGGGUUGGCUAAAUCAAAAAAGGAAUUGGAAAAGAAUCUGAAAAUUAUGGGGACUUGAUAAAAUUUAAAGAAGAUAUUGUUUUAGAUGAUGAAAAAAAAGUUUUUCGAGUAAGCUAAUAGCAGGGCGUGGUUCCUACAAAACUUAGUGCUAAUAUACCUAAAGAUAUAAAAAGUAGUAAAUAAGAAGAAAAACCUCCUGUGACUGAAUCACUUAGCAAAUUACCUCAGAAGAAAACAAUUACUCCUUUGUAAGACGAUGCUGAUGUAAGCAAACAAGGAAGACAUAGAGGAAGUAAUCUUAAUUCACAAUCCUCAAGUACAACUCCCUAAGCAUCAUCUAGAAUCAGAUCUGCUCAGCAAAAACCAUAGCCCAAUUCGUAAUCUAAAGAUAACGAUGAGCUUGAUUCAUAGCAGUAAAUUUAAUAAGAUAAAACCUAAAAAAAGAGUGUUGUUAAAGACACAGAAGUAGAUACAUUAUCUAAAGCACUGCAAUCUAAGAAUCAGGUAUAAAAAUCUGGCUCUAUAAUUGCAAGAACAAAAAAUGAAACUGCAGUAACCAGUAGCAAUACAAGCCUUUCAGGAUAAUCUAAAUUAAUAGGAGCAUCUAGUUUCGAAACUUCAAAGAAUAAACUUAAACUUGAUGAUAAUAAAACUCCUAAAUCUUAAACAGGUUCUGGUAAGACAACUCCUUCAAAUGCUUUGCUGAAUUCAAUUAAUUAAACAUCUACAGAACCUAGUGUAGACCCUGCUUCUACAAGUAAAAUCACUAAAAAAGGUCCAAAGGUUUUAAAUGUAUUUGAGGAAAAGCAAAAAGGUUAAUAAAUAAGCUCCUAAAGCUCUCUAAAAGACCCUUAUCACAAUGAAAGCCCUAUAUAAAAGAGAACAAAUAGAAUUGAAUUCAAAGAAGAUAGAAUUGAUUUGAACGAAGAAAAAAGUGAUAUUUAAAUUUUUAAAAAGCUUGACUAAAAUUAAACAGAUCAUGAAUUAAAAGACCCAAAGAAAAAAUCAAGCGAUGAAAGCAGCAGUGGCAAAGUGGAUGAUUUUAUGGAGAAUGUGAAAUUUUUUAAUGCAACCCAUCAAGGUAGAUUUUAGCCUGCUGAGAGGGAAAGAAUACUUUAAAAUUAAGCACAAGAUGUUUAACAAGCUGUUAAGUAGACGCUCUAGAGUUUGAAUCCAUUCUUUUAAUAAAAUUUAGGCAAAAAGGGAAUCGAGGAUGAUAUUUAAUUUAAAUCAGAAGAUGACAGUGGAGAUUAUAGUAAAAUCGAUGUUUUCAUGAAAUAGAGCUCAAAGUUAUAAUAAUAGCUAACUGCAAGCAUCUAAAGAAACAAUUAAGAAAGACAAUCUUAAUAAAAUAAAUUAUCUAAACCUAUUUUGCAAGAUGAAGAUUCUCUUUUAGAUCAAAUUCUGAGGGAAGAAAACCAAAGUGAUGAAAAAGAUUAUCAAAAAUAGUAGAAAAUAUUUGCUCCAAAAAGCCCUCAAGUGGAAAAACCAAACAUCUUUUAAGAAAAUAAGUAAAUUGAAGCACCUCUCUAGACUUAAAACUAAGAUAUUUCAGCAAAUUUAGAUGACACUCGUCAAUUUGAAAGGGAAAUGAAUAAGCUUUUAGAAAGUAAAAAUAGUCCUUUCAUGGGAGAUAUAUUAAAAUCUGUACAAAAAGAAAACAGGUAAAUUGAGUAGUAAAAUUUAUAAAUAAACACAUAGCAAUUUUAAAUUCCUAUGUUGCCUGAGGGUAAAAGUAUAAAAAUUGAAAUUUAUACAACAUGGGGUGAUAAUUACUAUGUUGGGUUGACUGGAAUAGAAUUUUUCGAUAGCAAAGGAAAUUUAAUUCAGAUAAGCAAUCCAAAGAAAUAAGUAAAAGCAGAUCCUAGUGAUAUUAAUAUUUUACCAGAAUAUGGAGAAGACCCACGUACAUGCGAUAAGCUAGUAGAUGGUGUUUACCUCACUUGCGAUGAUUUGCAUAUGUGGCUAGCCCCUUACUAGUAAGGGAAGAUAAAUUACUUAUAUAUAGACUUUUUAUCAGUUCAAAAACUAUCUAUGAUAAGAAUAUGGAACUAUAACAAAUCACGUAUUCAUUCAUUUAGAGGAGCUAGAGAUAUUAAAAUUUUACUUGACGAUGUUCCCAUAUUUGCUGGAUCAAUAUAAAGAGCAUAAGGUAUAUAAUACUAUGCUCCUCAAGACUGUGAGUAUAUUAUGUUUACUGAUAAUGAGUCUAUCAUAUAGUAGAUAGAAAACAAUGAUUGGCUUAACAGAUAUUAGCUUACUGAAAUAGAAGAAGAAUAAAAUGUUAUUGAUAAAAUGAUGUAAACUUAAUCUCUUCAAAGACCAACUACAGGAAACAAUUACAAUACUAACUCAUAAACAAGUUUAUCUUCUUAACCUCGUUCUUAAACAGGCAAAGAUGGGCGUCCUAUAACAUCAGCAAAGACUGGGAUAAAUUAAAUUACAAAUCAAUAAAAAGGUGAUGAUUUGAAUAAGAAACUAAAUACAAAAGCAAAUUAAAUUAUAGAGUAUCAAAUGAAUUAAGGGACAUAGAAAUCUUUAAAAAGAGGAAUUAAAUGCCAAAAAAUAAAAAUUUUCAUUCAUAAAUCAUGGGAAGAUAAAUUUUAUGUCGGCUUGACUGGUAUAGAAGUAUAUGAUGAAUAUGGCUAAAAAAUACCUUUGAAGGAGAGCUAAUUAAAAGCUAGACCAAAGGACUUGAAUGAGAUAUCAGGAUACCAUGGUGAUCAAAGGACUUUGGAUAAGUUAAUUGACGGUGUAAAUUUAACCACAAAUGAAAAGCAUAUGUGGCUUGUAUAACUCUUAGAGUAGCCUUAAAAUUAUUUAUAAAUUGAUUUUAUGGAAGAGAAAAUCAUUUCUGGAAUAAAAAUAUGGAAUUAUAACAAAUAACAAAGCUAUAAUGACUGCAAAUCUGUAGAUUAGUAUAGAGGUGCAAAAAUUAUUUCUAUAGUAGCAGAUGAAAAUAUCUAAAUUACGCCUUAGCAAGGUAUUCUUUUAAGAAAAGCACCAGGAAGAGAUUUGUUUGAUUAUGGAUAGAUGAUUGCUUUGCCUUUUGAAAGUGGAUGGACUUAAGAAGUAAUAUAGAGUCUACAACUACCUACCUAAGUCAACAGCUAAAUCAUUUAAGAAUACGAUACUCUUUAUUUACCAAGAGGUUUCUGUUUUCGUUUUAAUAUUCACUCUACUUGGGGAGAUGCUCACUACUGUGGCCUAAAUGGAAUAGAGUUUUAUGAUUCAUUUGGUAAUCCAAUCAUCUAAAAAAGACUUGCCGAAUUUAAGCUUGGAGCUGAACCAGCAUCUGUUAAUAUACUUCCAGGCUGUUAAGGAGAUAUAAGAACAAUAGAUAAAUUAGUAAAUUGCUAAAACGAUACCUUUGAUGAUAGAAAUAUGUGGCUUGCUCCUUUUAUAAACUCAAGAAGUGACAAAAAUGUAAUAUGCCCUCAUUUAAAAAUGAAUACGAUAUAUUUGUUCUUUGAAAAACCUGUAAUUAUUUCUGCAAUUAAUUUUUGGAAUUAUUCCAAAACACCUUCUCGUGGAGUAAGAGAAAUAGAAAUUUUCUUGGACGACAAGCUUUUAUUUAGAGGUUAUCUGAAGAAGGCUCCCACAUAAGAAUAAUACACUAAAGACUCUGUACCACUUUUUAAUACAGUUAUUUUUAAUAGAAACUAAGAAAUUCUUCAAAAAAUAAAACCUGUUGUAUAUAACGAAGAUAGAUAGCAAUAAAAUGUUAUUUUCUCAAAUGAAGGAAAAGUUGAAGGAGGAAGCAAAACAUAAUUGCAAAUGCAGCCUUAGACUCAGAAUGAUGCUUCCAACCAUUUAGUAAGACCUCAAACUAAAGUUUCUGGAAUGAAACUUAUGCAAUGA
This is a messenger RNA of Tetrahymena thermophila SB210, 6288 nucleotides long. RefSeq lists its product as hypothetical. The transcript has 14 exons. Lineage: Eukaryota; Ciliophora; Oligohymenophorea; Hymenostomatida; Tetrahymenidae. The record is from RefSeq and is a predicted model, not a curated record.